UUCAUAUGUUGAACACCUCACUUACUAUCGCAUGUGUGACGAUACGAGAUGGAUGGAUUGAGGCGGCAAAAUAUCCCCUCACCCACUAAAUCGUCAAUGUCAAUCCGCGAGCACCUGCGAUCCAUUCACCGACACAAUGUCCACACCCUGCGACAUGCCCCGUUGGCGGAGCUGUCAGGCUCACUCGGAGAUCUGGGAACAUUGCUGCCUUUGAUGAUUGCCAUGGCCAUGAAUGGGUCCAUCGACCUACCGAGCACACUCGUUUUCUCCGGCAUCACCAAUAUCAUCACCGGCGUGGUGUUUGGUGUUCCUCUACCUGUACAACCGAUGAAAGCCAUUGCGUCGGUAGCCAUUAGCCAGCAUUUGAGCAACGAAGAGACUUCCGCCGCGGGGUUGGUGAUGGGCUUUGCCGUCCUCUUACUCAGUGCAACCGGGCUGCUACGAUGGCUACAUAGGGUGGUUCCUGUGCCUGUGGUGAAGGGCAUCCAAGUGGGCGCUGGCCUGGCUUUGGUGAUUUCUGCGGGCUCGAUGAUUCUACCGCUGCACUGGACCGCGCCCAGCUACGACAAUCGGCUCUGGGCCAUCGCCGCCUUCAUCCUGCUAGUCAUCGCGGCUCUUCUCCCUCGUUUACCUUAUGCUCUGGUCGUCUUCGCAUUCGGUAUCAUUGUCGCUGCGGUAGCCGCCGCUCCGGCUGGGGGUGCUUGGGAAGGAGGCGACAUUCAUCUCAAACCCAUCCGAGGCGCGGGACUUUGGCAUCCAGAGCUUCGUGUCCCGGGUGGUAGUGCUUGGAAAACAGGGGCCAUUGAUGCCGCUAUCCCACAGCUGCCACUUACCACCCUCAACAGCAUUCUGGCAGUGACUUCUCUAUCUGCCACGCUGUUCCCCGACUACCCACCCGCCCCAUCUACAACAUCUAUUGGCUUGUCCGUGGCGAUCUCCAAUCUGAUAGGGUGUUGGUUUGGUGCGAUGCCUAUCUGCCACGGGUCAGGUGGCCUGGCGGCUCAAUACCGCUUCGGGGCUCGCAGCGGUGCAAGCAUCAUCAUUCUUGGGGCGGUGAAGCUUGUGCUGGGCCUAUUCGCGGGAUAUGCCAUUCUGCCGUUAGUGGCGCGCUUUCCGCAAAGCCUGCUGGGAAUCAUGGUGCUCGCGGCGGGCGUCGAGCUUGCCAAAGUCGGGCAAACGGUGCUCAACACCCCCGACGUUUGGGAGCAGGUCGAGGCAGAUCACGGAAGUUCAACAGCGGUGCAGAACACGCCGGCAGACGUGGAGAGGGAGAGCAGAGAGCGGUGGAUGGUGAUGCUCAUCACGGUCGCUGGCUGUCUGGCAUUCAAAAACGACGCGGUUGGAUUCUUGGCUGGGAUGGUAUGGUAUUGGGCGUUGAGGGUGCCGGGAUGGGUGUCGAAGCUCCGACACAGGCGUGGGCAUGGAUCAAUCAGGCUGAGACACGACAGUCCGAGCAGGGGGUAAUUCCGAUGAAUCAGUACGCGGCAGGGGCAGGCUACGUGCCAGCAGUGGGUCACCACUUCCGCUCGCUGACGGCCUGCGACGGCCUGGCGCUUCUCGCAAAUAUCGAAUACAUAGAGUAUAGCAAGCCCUAGAUUGAAUCCGAGGCUCGUUCAGGCUUGUUGUAAGGGAG
Molecule: messenger RNA, 1633 nt
Organism: Neohortaea acidophila
Lineage: Eukaryota; Fungi; Ascomycota; Dothideomycetes; Mycosphaerellales; Teratosphaeriaceae
Exons: 3
Coding region: 49-1464 (471 amino acids)
Biological process (GO): molybdate ion transport
Molecular function (GO): molybdate ion transmembrane transporter activity
Source: RefSeq, a predicted model, not a curated record